This is a messenger RNA of Procambarus clarkii (red swamp crayfish), 492 nucleotides long. The record is from RefSeq and is a predicted model, not a curated record. Lineage: Eukaryota; Metazoa; Arthropoda; Malacostraca; Decapoda; Cambaridae.
AUGGGUGGUCUAGUUGGUGGUCUAGUUGGUGGCCUAGUUGGUGGUCUAGUUGGUGGCCUAGUUGGUGGUCUAGUUGGUGGCCUAGUUGGUGGUCUAGUUGGUGGCCUAGUUGGUGGCCUAGUUGGUGGCCUAGUUGGUGGCCUAGUUGGUGGUCUAGUUGGUGGUCUAGUUGGUGGCCUAGUUGGUGGCCUAGUUGGUGGCCUAGUUGGUGGCCUAGUUGGUGGUCUAGUUGGUGGUCUAGUUGGUGGCCUAGUUGGUGGUCUAGUUGGUGGCCUAGUUGGUGGUCUAGUUGGUGGUCUAGUUGGUGGCCUAGUUGGUGGUCUAGUUGGUGGUCUAGUUGGUGGCCUAGUUGGUGGCCUAGUUGGUGGCCUAGUUGGUGGUCUAGUUGGUGGUCUAGUUGGUGGCCUAGUUGGUGGCCUAGUUGGUGGCCUAGUUGGUGGUCUAGUUGGUGGCCUAGUUGGUGGUCUAGUUGGUGGUCUAGUGGUGGCCUAG